Ornithodoros turicata is the source of this 1676-nucleotide messenger RNA. RefSeq names its product beta-1,4-glucuronyltransferase 1-like. The record is from RefSeq and is a predicted model, not a curated record. NCBI's taxonomy places the organism in Eukaryota, Metazoa, Arthropoda, Arachnida, Ixodida, Argasidae. The coding region runs from base 249 to 1601 and encodes 450 amino acids. The transcript is spliced from 2 exons.
CAAGUGCUUGGGCGUUCUCGUGAGACGAUAGCCCAGCUACAAGAAUGCGACAGCAUGCCCAAAUGCUCGAGGAUUGCACUGCGUGCGCGUGACGUUUCUUCACGCCUUCCUGGCUUGGCUUGGCUUGGCAUGCAGACAUAGCAGUGCAUCGUCGAGAACGGGCCAAUAGGGCCCCUGCGUGCCACCAUGUCGCAUUGGUCAUAUCUCGACACACGUGCAAGGAACGAUCCACGAGAAGACUGCUUCGGAUGUGGGGCGUGCUAGAUAACCCCAAUCGUAUGGCAAACCGAGGAUCAAAACUUCGCUCCGCCUGUCGAGCAUUCACGAUCACCCUCAACGUUUUCCUUGCCGUUUACAACAUGGUCUGCUUCCACUUACCGCGAAACGAACCCAAUCCUACCGCGGUUGUGCACGAGACGCGAACCAUCAUCAAGCAUCGAGUCAUGCGAUGGUACCAGUACAGCGACAGCAAACCGCCUCAAUUUCGGAACAGACAACUGUCGAAACAAAUGUCGAAGAAUGCUUCGUUGACAGUCGUCGAAAACAAGGACCGUUUCGUCAUCCGCAGCAACUACAUCGUGAGCGACGAAGCCGCCGGAUACGACGCAACGGUGACUCUCACCACGCAUGCGACGCAUGACUUUCUGCACCACACGCCCGUGCUGUGCAGGCGAUGGGAAGGACCCAUUUCAGUGAGCUUGUACGCACCAGGGACUGAGUACGAAAUCGCCAUUAACAAAGUACUGUUCCUACGGGCCUGCAGUGAUCCGUGUGUGCGCGCAAACGUCACGUGGCAUAUCGUGUACAGUACGCAACACCGCCCAAAGACGGGCCUUCUAAUAGCUAAUCCUGAAGACUGCUCCGACGAUAUCAUGCAUCGCCAGUACGCGAACUAUCGCGCGGAGCACAACCUAACCUAUCCUAUAAACGUCCUUCGAAAUUCUGCACGACGGGCCGCGGAGACGAGAUACAUCUUGGCUUCCGACAUCGAACUCUAUCCCAGUGGCAACAUCAUCCCCCGCUUCCUGGACAUGGUGCGUCGACGGCAUAACUCCAGCAGCGCCCGUCAGGUGUACGUGCUUCCCGUGUUCGAAGUGAAAGCUUCUCAGACGGUACCACUGACUAAGAAAGUGCUGGUGGACAUGGUGCGCAACAAGUCUGCCAUGUUCUUCCACGCAUGGGUGUGCGAAGAGUGUCAGAAGUUCCCCAAGAGGGACGAGUGGCUGGGGUGCAUUCCUCCUGGGAACUCUCUAGGUGUGUUCACGACGAAGAGGGACAAGCGUACACGGUACUGGGAGCCCAUAUACAUAGGCACCAAUGCGGAUCCUUUCUAUCCAGAAGAGCUCACCUGGGAAGGCAAGAUGGACAAGAUGGCACAGAGCUACGAGAUGUGCCUCAUGGGAUACGACUUCAACAUCAUCGACAAUGCCUUCCUGGUUCAUGCUCCAGGCAUCAAAACCAUUGUUGCAAGCGAAGUAAAACGCAGAAGAGCCUUUGUGAAAGUGAACUGCAUAUAUCAAACUCGAUUAAUGAAGGAGCUCAAGAAGAAGUAUAGGAAGAGUAUGCGAAUUGCAAAUUGCAAAUUCCCAAAUGCAGAAUGAAAAUAGGCUGGAUAGUGCUGGAUGUAGUGCUGCAGCAUACUACAUACUUUAAAAGAAAAACUGCUUUUUGUUGGA